AUGGCAGUCCUCCAUUAUGACGGGUCCUUGACAUCAGAUAGGGCUUCCUAUGGGGGUCUCAUCCGAAAUGCCAUGGGGGUUCCUAUUCUGGCUUAUGUUGGUAAGAGGGAGGAGGCCUCAAUCCUUAGUAUGGAGCUUUUAGCCAUCUAUAGAGGAAUAUCUCUGUGCUUGGAGAAAGAUAUUCAGAAUAUCUCGAUUAGGUUUGAUUCUAAGUUGGCAGUGGAUAUUCUUAAUGGCACGAUUACUUGUCCUUGGAGUGUGUAUGUAUUGAAGUGUCGGAUUACUGUUUUCUUGGACCAACUACCUCAUAAGGAAAUUAGGCAUGUUUGGAGGGAGCUGAAUCAACCGACAUAUUUUAUUGCUUCCAUUGAUAAUGGGGAUGGGGAAUCUAUUAUCUAUCCUCUGGAUUUUCCAGGAGAUCUGCUGGGAUUGAUACAGAACGAUGCGGUUAGGAAGACUCAUUUUAGACCUCCUUGA
Messenger RNA from Telopea speciosissima, 477 nucleotides. RefSeq lists its product as uncharacterized. The transcript has a single exon. Gene Ontology annotation, molecular function: nucleic acid binding; RNA-DNA hybrid ribonuclease activity. The record is from RefSeq and is a predicted model, not a curated record. Lineage: Eukaryota; Viridiplantae; Streptophyta; Magnoliopsida; Proteales; Proteaceae. Bases 1 to 477 code for a protein of 158 amino acids.